CCCGACACUUCUUGCAUCAAAUUAUCACGGGUAUGCUGUAUCUUCAUUCUCAUGGAAUACUGCACCGCGACCUCACCCUUUCUAAUAUUUUACUCACCAAUAAUAUGAACAUCAAGAUUGCUGAUUUUGGACUAGCAACGCAGCUGAAAAUGCCUCAUGAAAAACAUUACACCAUGUGUGGAACUCCAAAUUACAUUUCUCCAGAGAUAGCCACAAGGAGUCCACAUGGACUUGAGUCUGAUGUGUGGUCUUUGGGCUGUAUGUUUUACACUCUUCUUAUUGGAAAGCCACCUUUUGACACUGACACAGUCAAGAACACAUUGAAUAAAGUAGUAUUAGCAGAUUAUGAAAUGCCAGCCUUUUUAUCAAGAGAGGCACAAGACCUUAUACAUAGGUUACUUCGCAAAAAUCCAGCAGAUCGCUUGAGUCUUUCCUCAGUGUUGGAUCAUCCUUUUAUGUCCAGGUGUAGCUCUGCACGGAGUAAAGAUACAGGAACUUCAGAAGAUUCCAUGGACAGUGGAAAUGCUACCAUCUCUACAACCUUCACAGGCUCUUCCAGCAUCAGUACCAGUGGUUGCUUGAAGGAAAAGAAGAAGCUGAUAGUUGGACAGCCACUCCCAAAUAAAAUUACAUUUUUCCCUAAAAACAAGAAUUCCAGUAAUACUUCAUCUGUAGAUGGAAGUGGUUCUUUUCAUCAGUGGGGAAUUCCGGGAAAAGAAAUUGGCACGACUGGCUGGGGUAGAACCAUGCAACUUGCUGAAGAGAGACCACAUUCCCGCUACCUCCGAAGAGCCCACUCUUCAGAUAGGUCUGGCGCAUCCAAUAGUCAGACUCAAGGCAUAUCAAAUAUUGAGAGGUGUCACUCUGUGGAACUGCUUUCAAAGCCUAGAGUAGGAACAAGGGAAAAUACAGAAUGCUUUUCACCUGCAAACAGCUAUACUGAUAUAGGAGAAAUAUUUAAGAAGGCUUCUAGUAGUUCUGGUUCUUUUGAAGGGCAAAUAUCUCCACCUGUUAAAGAUCAACCACACUUAAAUUAUCUUUACCCAAUGAAGCCUCAGGUUGGUUUGUUAGAGCAAAAGUCUGAGGCUGAACCAAUGCAGAAGUGGCUUGGAAGCAUGCAAACAAAUGUUCAGCUGAGACCACCUGCAGACCUAGCUGGCAACAGUAAUGCACAUGGAGGUUUUCGGUAUCAUCUGGAUGUGCAGCAAGAUCCAUCAAGAAAUGCCUGGAACACCUUAAAAGAUAUAAGGAAUCAUGAUGUGUCUGUCGACUGUCUGCAUCCUUUAAACCAGAGAAACCCAAAGAAAUACAUCUCUGGAAUUCUUUGCGAAUCGGAGAACAUUCAGCCAUCUUCUAUGUGUCGCCUUUGGUCAACUUCAGAACAAAACCAAAUGUGGGGCAAAGAACUACCAGCACAACAGAAACCUACACUGCGAAGUACAGUAUCACCUCUCAAUGCCCAGAGGCUAAAACCAAUCAGGCAAAAAACGAAAAAUGCAGUGGUGAGCAUUCUAGAUACUGGAGAAGUGUGUAUGGAGUUUGUAAAAGAACACCAUUCACAAGAACUUGUGAAAGAAGUUCUCAGAAUAUCUUGUGAUGGAAACAUGAUUGCAGUUUAUCAUCCAAAUGAAGGAAGAGGUUUCCUUCUCAAUGACAGACCUCCUGCUCCUCCUGAAAACAUCUGUAUGUACAGUUUUGACAACUUGCCAGAGAAGUACUGGAAAAAAUACCAGUAUGCAGCCAAGUUUGUGCAGUUGGUAAGAACUAAAACCCCCAAAGUUACAUUCUACUCAAGAUAUGCUAAGUGCAUGUUGAUGGAAAAUUCACCCACUGCAGAUGUUGAAGUUUGUUUUUAUGAUGGAGCCAAGAUACACAAGACAGCUGGUGUAACUCGUGUGAUUGAAAAGUCAGGGAAAUCCUUCACUUUGAAAGGAGACAGCGAAGCAGGUUUGAAGAAGGAAAUACAGGUGUAUAUGGAUCAUGCAAGUGAGGGACAUCGUAUAUGCCUUGCACUGGAAUCUGCUGUUUUGGAAGAAGAAAAAAGGAGUGAAAGCGUUCCAUUUUUUCCAAUAAUUGUUGGAAGAAAACCUGGCAAUACUGAAUCGCCACAGGCUCUAGCAUCUCCACUGCUGGACAAUACAAACUGUUCAAAAGAAGGUAUGGCACUGGAUAGAAAUAAAGCUGCCAGUUCUACUCCAGUUCAAACUGCAAGCAGUACUCCUUCUGUGGUGUCAUAUGAAAAUUCUACACUUAUGACUAACACUGAAACAACAUGCUCCUCUGUUCAUCAAACGGAAUGCAGUCCAAAUUCAGCCCAACUUGUAAAAUCUGUAUUUGUGAAGAAUGUUGGUUGGGCUUCUCAGCUGACCAGUGGAGCAGUAUGGGUUCAGUUUAAUGAUGGAUCCCAACUGGUAGCCCAAGCAGGUGUUUCUUCUAUCACUUACACCUCUCCAGAUGGCCAGACAAAUAGGUAUGGAGAAAAUGAUAAAUUGCCAGAAUACAUCAAAGAGAAGCUUCACUGUCUGUCUUCUAUUCUUGUGAUGUUUACCAAUCCAGCUGGUCCCCACUGA
Molecule: messenger RNA, 2570 nt
Organism: Pterocles gutturalis (yellow-throated sandgrouse)
Lineage: Eukaryota; Metazoa; Chordata; Aves; Pterocliformes; Pteroclidae
Gene: PLK4
Product: polo-like kinase 4
Exons: 12
Biological process (GO): protein phosphorylation
Molecular function (GO): ATP binding; protein kinase activity; protein binding
Source: RefSeq, a predicted model, not a curated record